AUGGCUUCAGCAGAUCAAGAGCAACGCACCUUACACCUCGUUGGCAUUGGAGUCGGUCACUCGAUCGCUCCGCCAAUGCACAACCAUAUUGCUCAAUCCCUCGGACUCCCAUGGACGUUCUACGCUACAGAAUGCAACACCCUUGACGGCCUAAUGGACCUUGCACGCAAAGAUACCACAGCAGGUCUGGUCGUCACAAUGCCCUGCAAGAACGCCAUCAUUCCUCGUCUUGAUGCAUUAGAUGAUCUUGCUGCCACCAUCGGCGCUUGCAACAACGUCUACCAAGACUGGGAAAAUCCCAAGAAGUUACGUGGAACCAACACUGAUUGGCGCGGUAUCAAGGGCUGUCUCCUUGAGAAGGGCGAUCAAGCUGGUGUACCUGUUCUGAACAAGCCAGCUUUGAUUGUCGGUGCUGGAGGAGCUAGUCGAGCAGCUGUUUAUGCGCUAAGCUCAUACUUCCAAUCCUCCAUUAUCUACGUGUUGAACCGCGAUGAGCAAGAAGUCAUAGAUCUCAUGCGCGAUUCCCAAAAGCUUUCGCCCGUUCCAACUAUCAUCCACGUCAAGGAGGGAGAAGCCCAGAAACUUGAGACACCAUACUACGUCGUCGGCACUGUGCCUGAUUUUGAACCCCAAACACCAGAUGAGCUUGCUGUCAGAGCCAACCUGGAGGAGUUUCUGUCUCGACCUGAAAAGGGAGUUUUGCUUGAUAUGUGCUUCAAGCCUAGACGGACGAGAAUGAUCAAGUUGGCGGAGCAAAAGGGCUGGCCUACUGUUGAGGGAACGCAUGUUAUUGGAUAUCAGAUUGAAGAGCAGUGGAGGCUUUGGGCUGGUGAGGAGAGGGUGAAGAAGCUUGAUAGGGAGGGAGCGUGGAAGGUUCUUAUUGACUCAGCUGAGAAGAGCCCAGGCAUUAACUUUUAG
This is a messenger RNA of Fusarium musae, 918 nucleotides long. RefSeq lists its product as uncharacterized. Lineage: Eukaryota; Fungi; Ascomycota; Sordariomycetes; Hypocreales; Nectriaceae. The record is from RefSeq and is a predicted model, not a curated record. The coding region runs from base 1 to 918 and encodes 305 amino acids. Gene Ontology annotation, biological process: shikimate metabolic process; chorismate biosynthetic process. The transcript has a single exon. Gene Ontology annotation, molecular function: shikimate 3-dehydrogenase (NADP+) activity.